AUGCGGUCAGAGCUGUGUGGUGCGCAGCCCCUCCUGCUUCACACAGGAAGUGAAAUGUGGAACCGCAACUGAAUGACACCAGGUUAUCCAGCAUUUGCAGAUUGCAUCUGAUUGCUUUGAGCAGAGGACAUUUUUCUUAAGACAGAAGAAGGAAUGGCGGCUUACACAGUGUUUCUCUCCAUUGCUGCCUGUCUCCUGUUUGCUCAGUCAACAUCAGUAAGUAACGACGCUCCCUGCCAGCCUUCCAAGUGGAACAAUGGCUACAAAACCUUCAUCAGGCGACAUCUUCCCCCUGGGACUCCAACGUCUCUGGACCAGAACCAGUGGGAGACGUUCAUCAAGAGUCUGGGAGGCUGUGACAGACCCACGCAGUCCUUUCUCCACCCAGAUGAGCUGGAGAAGGUGCUAUCUGUGUGCACCAGCAGAGGAGGGAAGAUGCUGAAGGAGAACCUGUGCAUCAGUAAGCAGCCGUUUACUUUUGUCACGGUGAGGAGCACCCAGGGAACCUGUGGGAUCAGAAGCAUCAACAAGGAGACCAAACACCUGAUCCUGGCCUGCGAGGUGUUGGAGAAUCAGUGCGUCCCGGUCCACUUUGAGGGAAACCCCACGGAUCUAAAGCCCAAUAACAACGCCAGAGACUGCCAGGACCCUCAGACCAGGAGCGAUGCUUCCAUCUUUAAAAUGACACCACUCUGGUUGUUUGGUUUUGUAUUUAUAUUUUAUGGAUUUUGAAUUCAAAACAUCAUUGGAAGAAGUAGAUAAGACUGACAUUUUUAAUCAGAUGGCAAUUUUAAUUUCAGUGGUUUCUGAUUUUUAAACUGUUUUACAGCAGAAUCACAUAUGCCAAAUGUAUUUCUAUGGAUUUGAUCAAAAGUCUCCUCAGGUAUUUGCAUGUGUUUUUAGUCCAGUUUUGAGCUUAAUUUUGCUAUAAUCCUUUAUCUUAAUUAUGUUUAAGGCAGAACAGCCAUUUAAAGCAGCAAAGCCCCAAACAGAUGAAGAAGGAUGGUUUGAGGAACAGUCAACCAAGCUCCAAACCACUCGUGUUUGUAGCUGCAUUUACUCUGUAACAACAAAUACAAUCCAUUAUACACAUAUUUGGAUUUUAUAGUAGUAUUACAUCAGAAUCAUGUCAGGCAAACGUAUUUUCAAAGCACUUUAAUUUGUCUUAGAUUUUAACAUUUCAUUUGAAACUAUAGACCCUCUGUGUAUUUGUAUGUGUUUUCAGUCCAUCUUUGAACUUCAUUUUUAUUUUAUUUUUCUGAGUAACAAUGCAUAAUGUCUUGCUGUAAAAGGGAUUUAAAUUGAAAUUACAUCUGGGCAAUUUUGAAAACACAUAAAGACCAUUUAAUAAAACUGUUUUGUUUUUUUUGA
Messenger RNA from Girardinichthys multiradiatus, 1371 nucleotides. RefSeq lists its product as uncharacterized. Bases 154 to 732 code for a protein of 192 amino acids. Lineage: Eukaryota; Metazoa; Chordata; Actinopteri; Cyprinodontiformes; Goodeidae. The transcript has 2 exons. The record is from RefSeq and is a predicted model, not a curated record.